Sorghum bicolor (sorghum) is the source of this 2760-nucleotide messenger RNA. RefSeq names its product cytochrome P450 704C1. The transcript is spliced from 10 exons. The record is from RefSeq and is a predicted model, not a curated record. Gene Ontology annotation, molecular function: heme binding; oxidoreductase activity, acting on paired donors, with incorporation or reduction of molecular oxygen; iron ion binding. NCBI's taxonomy places the organism in Eukaryota, Viridiplantae, Streptophyta, Magnoliopsida, Poales, Poaceae. Bases 109 to 2730 code for a protein of 873 amino acids.
AUGAUUCGCCUGUUGGAUAAUUAAAUCUUGGUGCCAAUGGUCAAUGGCCAAACCAAACAAAUGGUAAUAAUAUUGUUCUGAGGGAGCAGCAGCCAGCAGCUAGCUCCAAUGGCUUCUCAUUCCCAGCUCUCCUCCAUCGCCGCAACCACUGGCCUGUACUUGCUUUCAGCUCUCAGCGUAGCCUUGCUGGCGAUGACCCUCUACAUCAUGGGUGUUCUUGUGUCCUUCGCUGUCCUCUGCAUCAAAGAGUUUGCUUGGAGUAGGAGAGCUCGUGAUCGACCACCGCUCGUCGGGACUAUGUUCCGGAUGCUCAAGAAUUUCGACAGGCUCUUCGAUGAGCAUGUGGAGUACGCGCUUGCCCAUCGGACCAGCAGGCUGCUCUUUCCUGGGCACAGUGAGCUCUUGACCUCUGAUCCACGAGUCAUUGAACAUAUCCUCAAGAACAGAUUCAGUAAAUACAGUAAGGGCGACUUCAACACUCAAAUCACGAAGGAUCUCUUUGGAAAUGGCAUUUUCACAACCGACGGGGAGAAGUGGCGGCACCAGAGGAAGUUAGCGAGCCAUGAGUUCUCAACCAGCGUCCUUCGCAACUUCAGCAGUGGUGUGUUCAGAACAAAUGCUGCAAAACUAACAGAGAAGAUCUCAUCGGCAGCAGCCAAUAAAACUUCCAUAGACAUGCAGGAUCUUUUGAUGAAAACAACUAUGGAUUCAAUCUUCAAAGUGGGAUUCGGUUUUGAGCUGAACACACUAUCUGGUUCAGAUGAACCUAGCAUUCAAUUCAGCAAGGCCUUCGAUGAUGCAAACUUUCUUGUUUUCCACCGAUAUGUUGAUAUAUUCUGGAAACUGAAAAGGUUUCUUAGUAUUGGCUCAGAAGCUAAACUGAAGAGGGACAUUGAGAUCAUCGACAAUUUUAUAAUUCAGUUGAUCCAUCAAAAGAGAGAGAAAAUGAAGAAUGGACGUGACCAUAAGGCCAGAGAGGACAUACUAACAAGAUUUAUAUUAGCAAGUGAAGAGGACCCUGAAACGAUGAAUGACCGUUACCUGCGUGACAUAGUCCUCAACUUCCUAAUCGCCGGGAAAGACACCACAGCAAAUACCCUGACCUGGUUCUUCUACAUGCUAUGCAAGAAUCCCGUGGUGCAGGAUAAGGUUGCCCUUGAAAUUAAUGAGUCACUUGAGUGGGCCAAGGAAGAUAACAGCAUUGAGAACUUCACUGCAAGAUUGAAUGAAAGUGCUAUUGAAAACAUGCAUUAUCUCCAUGGUGCGAUCACUGAGACACUACGUCUGUAUCCUGCUGUUGCAGUGGAUGGUAAGAUGGCAGAUGAAGAUGAUACCCUGCCUAAUGGCUAUAGAGUGGUUAAAGGAGAUGGAGUGAACUACAUGAUUUAUGCCAUGGGAAGGAUGACAUACCUCUGGGGCAAGGAUGCUGAAGAAUUCAAACCUGAAAGGUGGCUUGUGAAUGGAGUUUUCCAGCAAGAGAGCCCUUACAAGUUUGCAGCCUUUAAUGGAGCAUACAAUAUUGAAAUUAUGAAGGAUCUCUUCGGGGAUGGAAUUUUUGCAAUAGACGGGGAUAAGUGGAGGCACCAGAGGAAGCUGGCAAGUCAUGAAUUCUCAACCAAAGUGCUACGUGAAUUCAGCAGCGUUGUGUUCAGAGUGAAUGCUACAAGACUGACAGAUAAGAUAUCAUCUGCAGCAGCUAACAGAACAAUUCUAAACAUGCAGGAUCUUUUGAUGAAAACAACUAUGGAUUCAAUCUUCAAAGUGGGAUUUGGUUUUGAGCUGAAUACGCUAUCUGGAACAGAUGAAUCUAGUGUUCAGUUCAGCAAUGCCUUUGAUGAGGCAAACUCUCUUGUCUACCACCGAUAUGUCGAUCUGUUCUGGCAGCUGAAACGAUAUUUCAACAUUGGAUCAGAAGCGAAGCUUAAAAAGAACAUUCAGAUCAUUGAUGACUUCGUGAUGAAGUUGAUCCACCAAAAGAGAGAGCAAAUGAGUGGGCGAGAUAAUAAAGCCAGAGAGGACAUACUAUCAAGAUUCAUAAUAGCAAGCAAGGAGGACCCUGAAACGAUCAAUGAUCGCUACCUGCGUGACAUAGUCCUCAAUUUUCUGAUUGCUGGGAAAGACACAACUGGGAACACACUCUCCUGGUUCUUCUACAUGCUUUGCAAGAAUCCUAUAGUGCAGGAUAAAGUUGCCCUCGAAAUCAAGGAGUCCGUUAAGUGGGCUGAGGAAGAUAACAACACAGAAGACUUCACUGCAAGAUUGAAUGACGGAACAAUUGACAAAAUGCCCUACCUCCAUGCUGCAAUCUCUGAGACACUACGGCUGUAUCCAGCUGUUCCAGUGGAUGGUAAGAUGGUGGAAGAAGAUGAUGUACUACCUAAUGGCUAUAAAGCGAUAAAAGGAGAUGGAAUGAACUACAUGAUAUAUGCAAUGGGGAGGAUGACAUACCUCUGGGGUGAAGAUGCUGAAGAUUUCAAGCCAGAAAGAUGGAUUGUGAAUGGAGUUUUCCAGCAAGAGAGUCCUUACAAGUUUGUGUCCUUCAAUGCGGGGCCCCGCAUUUGCUUAGGGAAAGAGUUUGCAUAUAGGCAGAUGAAGAUCAUGGCAGCCACCCUGAUACACUUCUUCAGGUUCAAACUGGCAGAUGAAUCCAAGGAUGCUACAUACAAAACAAUGUUUACCCUCCACAUGGAUAAAGGACUCCAGUUGUAUGCAUACCCACGUUCUACUUGAAAUGCCAAAAUAAGUUUUUUUAAUCCUUUA